Opisthorchis viverrini is the source of this 288-nucleotide messenger RNA. RefSeq lists its product as hypothetical. Gene Ontology annotation, cellular component: nucleosome. Gene Ontology annotation, biological process: nucleosome assembly. Bases 1 to 288 code for a protein of 95 amino acids. NCBI's taxonomy places the organism in Eukaryota, Metazoa, Platyhelminthes, Trematoda, Opisthorchiida, Opisthorchiidae. The record is from RefSeq and is a predicted model, not a curated record. The transcript has a single exon. Gene Ontology annotation, molecular function: DNA binding; structural constituent of chromatin; protein heterodimerization activity.
AUGUCUGGACGUGGUAAGGCAAAUGAAGAACUCGGGAAAAGAGGAGCGAAACGCCAUCGCCAAGUUCUCCGGGAUAACAUCCAGGAGGUCACCAAGCCGGCAAUCCACCACCUCGCUCGCCGAAGUGGUGUGAAAGGCAUCCCCGGUCUGACUUACGAGGAAACCCGCGGUGUCCUCAAGUUGUUCGUUGAGAACGUCAUCCGUGAUGCCGUCACCGAGCAAGUCAAGCGAAAGAGCGUCACUGCCUUAAAACGCCAACGCUGCACUUUCUACGCCUUCGGUGGUUAA